Molecule: messenger RNA, 1713 nt
Organism: Anopheles merus
Lineage: Eukaryota; Metazoa; Arthropoda; Insecta; Diptera; Culicidae
Exons: 5
Coding region: 1017-1661 (214 amino acids)
Biological process (GO): septate junction assembly
Cellular component (GO): membrane
Source: RefSeq, a predicted model, not a curated record
GCAACGCUAACCAGUUCCACUUUCCGCUGCCAUUCCUUCCGAGAGAAAAAUGGUGAGAAAAAUGAAACCUCGUGUCGCCGCUGCUAUCGACUUCAAUCGUGCGGAAAUCGUUCAGCCAGUGCGCGGUUUUGCCUAAGAAAGGGCACCGGAACCAGAGCUACGCUUUGACAGCGAACCACGACUCGACGAAUGGUACUAACCUAUUGGGGGGGAAGAAACAAAAAAAGGCAUCAUAACCAUUCGACAAACAGCACGCUUUCCUAGCAGCUAGCAAGAGAGAGAGAGAGAGAGGGAGCACAUUGUGCCCAAUGCUUGCCCCGUGCCUGUGUGUCAUAAGAGGUACAAAUUACAGCUCUUGCUUGUGCGGUGUGGAAACAUGCAGCAUACAUGCUAACCAUGCCCGCGAUAUCGGGUAGGAUCGGAUGAAGAGAAAGUUACAGAUUCAAACCAAACGGGCACACCAUUUAAAUUAUAGACCGUUUGCGCUAACAGUUCCCUAAAAUCCCCCCCGGAACGGAUGAGGUUUGGCUGUGCUAGAAGCUAUAGUAGGUAGUAGCAGGCAGUGGGCACUUUACACAUGAGUAAACCCAUUCAAAAUGGGAUUAAAAAAAUGAAACCCAUCAUAACACUGCCGCUCUGCUCGCUACUCGCUGCUGGUCAUGCUGGUUAGAAAUCGAAGAUUAUUGAGCACUGCUGUGCAUCGUGCACCACACCACUACACGCAUCGGAAGUAGCGUGGCGUUGUAUAACAACACGAUCGUCACCUUCGCAUCAAUAUUCAUCUCUGUGAUGGGGUCGGUCCCUGGUGCAACUGGUCCCGGUGAUUGAAUCCCGGCCCUCGAAGUCAGUCGCUUGCAGGUGGUGUUCAUAGACACAGGCAGCUAGGCUAGGGUGUAUUGCAAGCGCUUUGCAGCAGAGAACGCGUGCCAGGGGGUCUGUCAUCCAUUACACGUGGGUUAGCUGUUUGCACCGCAGUCGGAAGAACCACACCCAAACGCAAACCCUUCACGCCAACCAUGGGCAAUUCGAAGAUUUCACGCGAUCCAAAGAAGGAGGAAAGCAGCCCAACGGUGGAGGAAGAGGGUGUGGUGCCGGCGGAACCAUUGCCGGCACAGAAACCGUCCCAAAACGAAAUCUCGCGUAUUACGAUGGCAAACGCAGAGUCCGGCGCUGAUCAGGCCGAUCGUGGCAUGCGAAAGGAGUACUUCAACAGCAGCGGAGCGGGCAAGUUUUUGCCGCCGGUGCUGAAACUGCUCGAGCUGGCUGUCGCAAUCGUUUGCAUCGGACUGAUCGAUGAUCCGGCCCACCAUUCGCGGCUGCGCGUGUUCAUCUCAUCGCGCACCGUUGCGCUGGCCUACGGGACGUUCGUCUUGUUUCUGGCAUUUUCCGUGGUUUAUCUGUUCGGAAAGGUCAUUCGAGACAACUUUCCGUGGAAACUUAGCUCGCUGCUGAACUUGACCGGUUUCAUCUUAUACCUGGCGACCGCCGCCUGCAUCUUGAACGACUGGUCCGAGACGAAAAACCGCAACUACUGGCCGCCUAACACACAAAGAAUGGAUUUCCUGUGCGGUGCUGGCUCGGUUGCAGUGGUCGGCGCAUUGUUCUAUCUGAUCGAUCUAAUUGUCACCGUGCGCCUAGGCAUGAAGGGUGAAAUCGAAUGAACACAUCGCCAUCCCCGAUGGGGGCACUUUUCUAACACUACGUUAACGUUAG